Cylicocyclus nassatus is the source of this 1224-nucleotide messenger RNA. The record is from the annotation of a GenBank genome assembly. NCBI's taxonomy places the organism in Eukaryota, Metazoa, Nematoda, Chromadorea, Rhabditida, Strongylidae.
GCACCGCGAAGUUUGGUUUGCGAUGAGACUAUCCUUAUCUGUAACUAUCCUUUCUUUCUUAAUUAUACUUCAACUACUGCUUGAAUGUGAAGCUAGACGUGGCGGUGGAGGAGGCGGUCAUCACGGAGGGGGUGGUGGACAUGGUGGCCAUGGUUUCGGAGGUAGUCGGGGAGGCUUCGGAGGAGGCCGCCAUGGCGGUCUGGGAGGACACAGAGGAGGCUGGGGAGGAGGCCAUCGAGGCUUUAGUGGCCAUGGAGGCUUCGGUGGACACCGAGGCGGUCCCCAAGGCGGUCCCAGAGGAUGGAGAGGUCAUGAGCAUGGCGGCUGGGGAGGCCGUCAUUCGCACGAUCGGGGAUUCGGACACCCUUCGUUCGGUUCUCAUUCCCACUUUCGAAACGGAGGAGGUGGUGGAGGAGGAGGAUUUGGCGGCUAUCGUAGCUUUGGCUGGAGAGGUGGCUACUAUCCCGGAUAUGGAUACGGUGGAUAUUACGGUGGUUAUGGUGGUUACGGUGGUCUGGGAAAUCUUGGUCUACUUGGUUUAAUAGGAUUGACCGGAAUGGCAGGAAUGGCUUCAUCAAACUUUGCGGAUUAUCCAUAUGAGACAGAGCAAAAUUUCCAAGACUCCCAGUAUACAGAGCCCUGCAUUGCGACGUUUUCAUACUAUGCUUCCAACGGCAUUCCGGUUUACCAAUGCGAUUGCCCUGGUUAUGGGAUCUCGUAUCAGUACAACAGAUGCGUACCGAUGCCCGGCACUGCCUUUAAGAGCAGAUGAUUCCUGUAAUAUUUGAUUUGUUUCUAUUCCUCUCCAAGUUUACGACGCGAUUGUAUAUUUUCCAUGUUUUAUGGAAAAGGAAGAAUCAUACAAGUGGAUCCACAAGUUGGUGCAUAAUUAGUUGCAAUCUUUGAACCUCUUGUUGUGAAUGGACGAUUUCAAAGGCCAACAGUUCGAUUUUCCUUAUUUAUAUGCAAUUUUUUAGCAUGUCAGGUCUUCUCUGCGCCGCGACUGCGUACAUUGAGAAAAUUCGCUCGCUAUUGUUGAUUUAAAUUGUAUGGGAACAAAAAAAAAAGCCUACUUGCCCGGCAUGGUGUGAAAAAUGUCCUUUCCAGUUUCAGCACUACUUUUUGCUUUGGUAUUUAAUUGCCGUCACCUUUCAGGGUUUGUGCGGCCGAGCAAUUUCUCCAGAAUCCUCUGAAUUUGCUUUGCCUUAACUAGUGGUAUAAAAC